AUGCAGCGCUCGGAGAGGAGGCAGUUGUUAGCAGACAGCACGAAUCAAACAAUGAGUGCAAGACAAACGUUUAAGUUGCCGACGGUGUGGGAGGGGAAGCCGGUGGCGGUUAUACGCCCAUUCAACAGAAUACAUCCUGAAGAAGAAAAUUGGGACGACCCAACGCAUAUGGACACCACACCGCCGCAUCAACCAUCUGAGUCCAGAACACCUAUGAACACCACACCGCAGCAUCCUCCAUCUGGGUCCCGAACACCCAUGGACACCACACCGGUUAGCCGAUAUGGAGUCAGGAAUCCGUCGCCGGAAGUGGCAGUGGAAGAGAAUUGGGAUGAUGAAGCAGGUUCUAAUUCGGAUCAGUUGAUUCAGGUGCCCAUGCAGAGAAGUAACGUAUACCUCCAGGCAUGGGUCGUGGUGCGAGACUAA
Messenger RNA from Acanthoscelides obtectus, 426 nucleotides. The record is from the annotation of a GenBank genome assembly. Lineage: Eukaryota; Metazoa; Arthropoda; Insecta; Coleoptera; Chrysomelidae.